UGAGCCAGUAAUCCAUUAAGGUCAACGGCCCUUGUCCUGGAGCCUGAGAUAGCUGGAAUUCCAUCAGUCAGGCAAACCUUGUCACACACCCCUCUUUACAAAAAAGAUUCUCCAUCAGCUUCAAAAAGCCUUGGUGGAAAUUGUGACAUGGAAGUGGAUGAAUUAUCUGGAGCCCCCAAGUAAAGAUUGCUCUGUUUUUCCCAGCAGGAUAGAGGUAGGAUAGUUUUGAGGGUUUACUAGCUUGGGGUUAUUUCACCCAGUAAGUCUACAUGUCUUUAUUUGGGACUGAGAGACAUUAUAGUGACCUGCAACAGGCAUUCUUGUGAGUAGAUAGAAAGUUAUAAGUUUGUCUCCUCUUUCUUCUGCAGGGAAACACAAGUCCAUUUUCGUGGAGUCCACCUACAGUCACUAUGUGUGAGGACUUCCCCAAGUCCACUGAGGACUAUUAUUUCCUCUGUGACACAGAGGGGCCAUGGCGCAUUGUCCUGGAGUGCCUGGCAAUCAUUGGCAUUGUGGUUACAGUUAUUCUGCUCUUGGCACUUCUCUUCCUCGUGUGUAAAGUUCAAGACUGUGGCCAGUGGAAUGUCCUCCCCACCCAGAUCCUCUUCCUCCUGGGUGUGCUGGGGCUCUUUGGCCUUGCUUUUGCCUUCAUCAUGCCAUUCAAUCAGCAAACUGCUCCUGUACGCUACUUCUUCUUUGGGGUUCUCUUUGCUCUCUGUUUUGCAUGCCUCUUGGCUCAUGCCUCCAACCUGGUGAAGUUGGUCCGGGGUGGCGUCUCCCUCUCUUGGACCACAAUUCUGUGCAUUGCUGUUGGUUUGAGCCUGUUGCAGACCAUCAUUGCCAUUGAGUAUGUGACUCUCAUAAUGACCAGAGGUAUGAUGUUUGUGCAUAUGACGCCCUGCCAGCUCAAUGUGGACUUCGUUGUGCUCCUGGUCUAUGUCCUUCUCCUGAUGGCCCUCACAUUCUUCGUCUCCAAAGCCACCUUUUGUGGCCCAUGUGAGAACUGGAAGCAGCAUGGAAGGCUCAUCUUCAUUACUAUGCUCAUCUCCAUCAUCAUCUGGGUGGUGUGGAUCUCCAUGCUCAUGAGGGGCAACCCGCAGCUCCAGCGGCAGCCCCAGUGGGAUGACCCUGUCAUCUGCAUUGCCCUGGUCACCAAUGCCUGGGUUUUCCUGCUGCUGUACAUCAUCCCCGAGCUCUGCAUUCUCUACAGAUGCUGGAAACAAGAUUGUGCUUUACCAGGCAACACCUGCUCAGUGCCGGCCUACCAAUGCGGCUUCAGAGCGGAGAACCAGGAACUCUCAAAAGCCCGAGACAGUGAUGGAGCUCAGGAGGAUGUAGCAUUAACUUCAUAUUCAGCUGCAGUUCCUUUGCAGACUGUUGACUCCACACAAGAGUAUCUCAUCCCACGGGCUAAACUAGGCCUCCAGCAAGAUGCGGCAUUCUGCAGUCCACAGGAUACGGGAGCAGUGAAGAACCGGACGACCAUCUUAAUGCAGCCCUGCUGGGCCUCUGGGGAGCCCACAGAGUCACACUGCCAACAAAAUGCCAACUCAUCCUUCCUUCUCUGCUUCCUUCUUCCAUUUGGACCCUUCAUCAGAAGACUGCCUUUUCAAGCAUAAUUACAAUCUUGCUGGCCACCCUCCCUGACUAUGUGUCUCUUUGUUCAUUCACGUAACUAAAAAAUUCCCUUCCUUAGCAAUGCUAGAACAAACUGGCUCCUCUUACUAAUGGAACCGAAAGACCUUGGUCUGA
Phyllostomus discolor (pale spear-nosed bat) is the source of this 1752-nucleotide messenger RNA. RefSeq names its product G protein-coupled receptor class C group 5 member D (gene GPRC5D). NCBI's taxonomy places the organism in Eukaryota, Metazoa, Chordata, Mammalia, Chiroptera, Phyllostomidae. Gene Ontology annotation, molecular function: G protein-coupled receptor activity; protein kinase activator activity. Gene Ontology annotation, biological process: G protein-coupled receptor signaling pathway. The coding region runs from base 411 to 1619 and encodes 402 amino acids. The transcript is spliced from 3 exons. The record is from RefSeq and is a predicted model, not a curated record. Gene Ontology annotation, cellular component: signaling receptor complex; intracellular membrane-bounded organelle; plasma membrane.